AUUUGGUAGAAAAACGUUCCUUGUUGUUCUUUUGAAAAGUGAGAAUAAUGGCGGCCGAGCACGCACAAUUUCAACAAGUUUUAAAUUCACUACUUUCAACGGAUAAUGAUGUUAGAUCACAGGCUGAGGAAACAUAUAAUAAUUUGUCUAGAGAUGUGAAAAUUACUCAGCUUUUGGCAGCAAUUCUAAACGGACAGAUGUCUGAGGAAUGUCGCACUAUGGCUGCAGUUCUCUUACGUCGCCUUUUUACAACAGACUUUUUAGAAUUUUAUCAUGAGUUGCCUCCCGAAGCUCAAGCUCAAUUUUUACAGCAAAUUUUAUUGUCUGUACAACAAGAUAUAACACCGAGUUUAAGGCGAAAAGUUUGUGAAGUUGUGGCCGAGGCUGUAAGAAAUUUAAUUGAUGAAGAUAGUAACAAUCAAUGGCCAAAUUUCUUCCAAUUUUUAUUUCAAUGUGCAAAUUCAACCUCUCCAACUUUACAAGAAUCUGCAUUAAGGAUUUUCGCCUCUGUGCCAGGUGUAUUUGGAAACCAAGAAGCGAAUUAUUUGAAUUCGAUAAAAGAAAUGUUGCAAAAAUGUUUGAUUAAUCAGCAAUCCGAGGUUAGAUUUCAAGCAGUACGUGCUGUUGGCGCAUUUAUUCUUUUGCAUGAAAAAGAUUCGAUGGUGUUAAAACAUUUUUCAGAUUUAUUACCCGUUAUGAUAAUGAUUACUGCUGAAAGUAUAGAAAAACAGGAUGAUCAAAGCUUAGUAAAACUUUUAAUUGAUAUGACCGAAAGUUGUCCUAAAUUUUUGAGACCGCAACUUGAAGUAAUCUUUGAGAUUUGCAUGAAAGUAUUUAGUAAUAGUGAAGUAGAAGACCAGUGGCGACAUUUAGUUUUAGAAGUAAUGGUUUCUUUAUCUGAAAAUGCAUCUGCUAUGGUUCGGAAGAAAGCUGAAAAAUAUAUUAUUACUCUGAUACCAUUAAUAUUGCAAAUGAUGACUGAUUUGGAGGAAGAUGAGAACUGGUCAACUUCGGAUAUUAUUGUGAAUGAAGAUAACAGCGAUAAUAAUGCCAUCGCCGAAUCCUCAUUGGAUCGAUUAGCAUGUGGGCUGGGUGGGAAAACAGUUUUACCUUAUAUUAUAAAUACAAUCCCUUCAAUGUUGGCAAGUCAAGAUUGGAAACAAAGAUAUGCCGCAUUGAUGGCAAUUUCUGCUAUUGGAGAAGGUUGUCAUAAGCAAAUGGAACAAAUGCUUGACGAUAUAAUGAAUGGCGUGUUGAACUUUUUGAGAGAUCCACAUCCACGCGUCCGCUACGCUGCAUGUAAUGCGAUCGGUCAAAUGUCAACGGAUUUUGCCCCCAAUUUUGAAAAAAAGUUUCAUGAGCAAGUUAUUCCUGGCUUAUUAAGUUUGUUUGACGACGUUCAAAAUCCACGAGUUCAAGCCCAUGCUGGUGCCGCUUUAGUAAAUUUCAGUGAAGAUUGCCCAAAAAAUAUUUUAACGAGAUAUCUAGAGGGCAUUAUGGCGAAAUUAGAAAGCAUUUUGAAUGCUAAAUUCAAAGAAUUAAUUGAAACUGGUAAUAAAUUGGUACUUGAACAAGUUGUGACAACAAUAGCAUCAGUAGCUGACACCUGCGAAAAAGAAUUUGCAAUAUAUUACGAUCGUUUUAUUCCAUGCUUGAAAUACAUCAUUCAAAAUGCGAACGCUGAAGAAUUAAGAAUGUUACGAGGUAAAACCAUUGAAUGUGUAAGUUUAAUAGGUUUGGCUGUGGGUAGGGAGAAAUUUAUAAACGAUGCAAGCGAAGUUAUGAAUAUGCUUUUAAAAACUCACACAGAAGGUGACUUACCAGACGAUGAUCCCCAAACUUCUUAUUUAAUAUCAGCAUGGGCCAGAAUGUGUAAAAUUUUAGGAAAACAAUUUGAACAAUACCUUCCUCUAGUAAUGGGACCUGUAAUGAGAACAGCUGCUAUAAAACCUGAAGUAGCUCUGCUUGACAAUGAAGAAGUUGAAGAUAUCGAAGGGACAGUUGACUGGUCGUUUAUCAAUUUGGGUGAACAACAAAAUUUUGCUAUACGAACAGCUGGUAUGGAGGAUAAGGCAUCAGCUUGUGAAAUGUUAGUUUGUUAUGCUAGAGAAUUGAAGGAAGGAUUUGCUGAUUAUUGCGAAGAAGUUGUUCAGUUAAUGGUGCCGAUGUUAAGAUUCUAUUUCCAUGAUGUAGUUCGUUCAGCGGCUGCAGAAUCUUUACCAUAUCUUCUAGAUUGUGCUAAAAUUAAAGGACCACAAUAUGUCGAAGGAAUGUGGAAUUACAUUUGCCCAGAAUUAUUAAAAGCAAUAAGCACAGAGCCAGAACCCGAUGUUCAGUCAGAAUUAUUACAAUCAUUAGCUAGAUGCAUUGAAACACUAGGAGCAAACUGCUUAUCUGAAGAUUCAAUGAAGGAAGUUUUAAAAUUAAUUGCAAAAUGUAUGACUGAACAUUUUGAAAAAGCUGAUAAAAGAGCUCUCGUUCGAAAUGAAGAGGAUUACGACGAUGGUGUUGAAGAAGCAUUAGCAGAAGAAGAUGACACAGAUACUUAUUUGCUAUCAAAAAUUGCUGAUAUUGUCCACGCCCUGUUUAUGACAUAUAAAACAAGUUUCCUUCCAUACUUCGAUCAGAUUGUUCCGCAUUUUGUAAAAUUAUUAGAACCCGUAAGAUCUUGUUCCGAUAAGCAAUGGGGCUUGUGUAUAUUUGAUGAUUUAAUAGAAUUUAGCGGUCCUUUGUGUGCACAAUAUCAACCAGUUUUUAUAUCAAGUAUGUUACAAUAUGUGACAGAUAAAUCGCCAGAAGUACGUCAGGCAGCCUCUUAUGGAUGUGGUGUUUUAGGACAAUUUGGAGGAGAACAAUUUGCUGUAACUUGCGCUCAAGCCAUCCCACUUCUAGUUCAAGUAAUUUCCGCAGAAAAAAGUCGUGAACCCGAAAAUAUUAAUCCCACAGAAAAUGCUAUUUCAGCAGUAACAAAAAUAUUGAAAUAUAAUAGUUCAGCAUUACAAAAUGUCAAUGAAAUAAUUAAUUUAUGGUUUUCAUGGUUACCAGUUGUUGAAGAUGAUGAAGAAGCAGUUCAUGUGUAUGGAUAUUUAUGCGAUCUUAUUCAAUCAAAUAAUGUUAUCAUAUUGGGUAAUAACAAUUCAAAUUUACCUCGAAUCGUAUCAAUUAUUGCUGAAGCAUUUAGUGUGGGUGUAAUUAAAGUUAUGAGUGAAGAGGGAGUUCGUAUGAUAAAUAUAGUUAAGCAAAUUGAAUCAAACCCCGAAGUGUUUCAAGCUUGCGUUUCGGUACUAAGACCUGAUCAAAAUGCAGCACUUGAAGAAGCGUACCGAGAAUUUUCAGCUUCACAGACAUCCUAACCCAUAUUAAGUAAAUGUCAGUGCUUUAUUGUACGUCCUUUAUUUUCUAUAAAUAAUAGUCAAUAUAUUUCAAUAUAAAUUAAAAAAGUAAUUUUUACUUUAUAUCGUUAAAAAAGUUUUUUUUUUUGCCCUUUUACUGAACUAUAACAACGAUUUUUUUUUUUAUUGUACCAUAUUCUUUUUUGGUACUUUUCAUAAUUUGUGCUAUUUUAGUUUUCAUAUUUUUCAUAAAUUCAUGUAUUUUUUAAAUUAAUAUUCCUUUAAUUGAAAAAUUUUAAAUUAUGUAUGUAUUUAAAAAAUUUAUAACAGAUAUUUAUGCAUCAAUAUAUUCAAAAAUUAAUAUUGAGUAAACUAAUAGUGUAAAUUCUCAUGCAAAAAAUAAAAUAAAAAAAUAAAUAUACUAAAGGAGUUUGUAGAAGGUUUUCUUUUGCAAAAGUUAUUUUAAACUAACUUGAUGUAGUUUGUAGGUUUUGCAUUUGAUUUAAAUAUUUAAAUUAAGUGUUUAAUAGAAAAAUGAAAGCUACUGGCAAGUGUAAAUUUCUAAUAUUAAACGUACCCAUUUUUAUUACAUAUUGAAUUUUUGUUUUUUUUUUAAAGAAAAACAGUGUCCCUUCAUUUCUUUUAAAAUGUAAAUAAGUAGAGCAUAAUCGAAAAAUUUAAUUUUUAAAUAACAAUUCCAAAUUCAAAGUUUUAAUAAUGUUCAAAUCAUUAUUAUAACAAUAUUAAUUAAAAUUUUCACUAAGCAGAGAAUUUCUCGAAAUUUAUAUAAUAUUAUUUUACUGAGCAAUGAUGAGUAGAAACUUAAAUAUAAAAUUGAAACAGUUUUUAAAUUUUGUAAUGUUCUAUUCGGUUGUACAUACAUUGUAGUAAUGAAAUUAAAAUAUCUAGAUGCGCUUCUCUUUUUGAAAAAAAAAAAAAGAUAUUUGUAAAAUUUAAAAUAAUUACAAUAAGAUUAUAAAAAAGAGUUAAAAGCUCUUUGAAAAUAUCAACAAAAAAGAAAAACAAACUAAAAUAAUCGUAUUUUCUACGAUUCUGAUCCAAAUCUUUUCUUCAUUUAACUUGAAAAUGGAGCUGUGCAUGUAUGAAUGUAUUUCAUUUCAUUAAAUUAUUAAAAAUUUAUGUAUAAUUGCAAAAUUUGUAAUUAAUUUUUUUUUUUGUUUUUGAUGACUAAUUAGUCAAAAAUUCACUAAAUCAAAGAAGAAAAGAAAAAUGAAAAAUGAUAUAACAACUUUUAUAUGACUUUAAGCAUUCAAAGUAAAAAUCUAAAAGUUUUUUACAAAAAAAAAAAAAAUUGUUAGCUUAACUCGGAACUAAGUUAUUAUUCAAUUAGUACGUAGUCUUCCUUUAAGUUGUUCGCAUAAUACAUUUUAAUUCAAGAAUAUAAAAAUCCAAAUAAAACUAAAAAACGUUACAUAUUUUAUUAAAAAAAAAAAAAAAUUACUAAAAAUUUAUAUUUUUUUAAAAACUAUUAUAAAAUUUGUAAAUUAUCGUCCCUUACAAAUUUAUGUUGCAUAAAAAAUUUAAAUAUGUAACAA
Molecule: messenger RNA, 4888 nt
Organism: Condylostylus longicornis
Lineage: Eukaryota; Metazoa; Arthropoda; Insecta; Diptera; Dolichopodidae
Gene: Karybeta3
Product: importin-5
Exons: 6
Coding region: 48-3353 (1101 amino acids)
Biological process (GO): protein import into nucleus
Cellular component (GO): cytoplasm; nucleus
Molecular function (GO): nuclear import signal receptor activity
Source: RefSeq, a predicted model, not a curated record